Molecule: messenger RNA, 2427 nt
Organism: Plodia interpunctella (Indianmeal moth)
Lineage: Eukaryota; Metazoa; Arthropoda; Insecta; Lepidoptera; Pyralidae
Product: facilitated trehalose transporter Tret1-like
Exons: 8
Coding region: 473-2002 (509 amino acids)
Biological process (GO): transmembrane transport
Cellular component (GO): membrane
Molecular function (GO): transmembrane transporter activity
Source: RefSeq, a predicted model, not a curated record
ACAUUAAAUCUGGUCAUUGUUUAGAGGCUAUUUCUAUGUACCUAAUUAGGACGAAUGUUAGUUAUAACAUUACUAGUUAGAACAAGUAAUCCAGUCUUUAUAUUUAUUAUCUAGAAGUAAGGCUAUUCGAUAAGGUAUAACUUACUUCGCAAUCACCCAUAACACGUCAAUCUUAAGCAAAAGUAUCUAUUCGAAUUUUAUUAGUCGCGACCUUGUAGCCUAUGGUGCCAGGGACCUAAUCGGGCACAUAUUUCGCGAGGCCCUCUGACGGGGUUAUUUCCAAAUGGCCUUUUCUUAGUUGCGACUGUCAUCGAUCGAUCGAUUGUGUCUUCUCCUCACAAUUAGUGGCUCCGAUGAAGCCAUCGGACUGGCUCGGUUCUGGCAAGAAUAUAUUUAACUCGCAAUAGAACGUUGUAGAUUUGCCAUCGACACGCAAAGAAGAAGAAGUUACGCCUCUCGCUUUUUCAUCGCAAUGUUCUGCUCCUGCGCCGCGUAUGAUGACGAGAAUGCUGAUGCCCAACGCCGCAUAAUAGCAUGUACAUCUCCAAAUCUUCUUCUACUGGACCUGGGCAUGGCAAUCACCUUCGCCAUCAUCGCCAUGCCGGAUCUUCUAAACGCGGCAGAGGGAUUGUCGCUCAAUGAUGAACAGGCUUCGUGGUUUGGUAGCAUAUCAUUCUUGGCGCAGCCAUUCGGCGCAGUCUUCUCAGGUCCGCUGGUGGACUUCUUUGGCAGAAAGAAGGCCAACUUCCUCGCCAAUAUUCCUCAUCUUAUAUCAUGGACACUGCUUUAUAAUGCCACAAACAUACCCACACUUUUUGUGGCGUCAGCGUUGUUGGGUUUAGGCACUGGUGUCAUGGAGGCGCCAAUAAACGCGUACGUGGGAGAAAUCACAGAGCCGACUACAAGAGGAGCAUUGUGUACUCUCACCCAGCUGUUCACAUCGGCUGGAGUAUUAUUGAUGUACUUCCUCGGGACAGUCGUCCAUUGGCGGACGGCGGCCUUGAUCUGUCUGUCUGCUCCUAUCGCGUCCAUGCUGUGUGUUCUGCUGGUUCCAGAAACUCCCGUGUGGCUUCUAUCCCGCGGCAGGGAGAAGGAAGCCAUGAAAUCGUUGCGCUACCUCCGCGGCUGGACCGAUACGGACGCCGUCCGCGAAGAGUUCGACAAGCUGGUGGUGUACACCAAGAAUCUCGAGCGGUGUGUCAUCUGCUGCAACACUCCAGGUCUGGAUGCACUGAACUGCGAGCACCAUAAUAUGAAUCCUAUAAAACGGAAAAUACUUAAGUUCAGAUACGUUAUGCUAUGCAAAGAGACAAUCAGGCCGCUGAUGCUGACAAUAAUGUACUUCUCCUUCCACAUUCUGAGCGGGUACGCUGCGCUCAGGCCCAACCUGGUGAACGUUUGUGGCGCCUUAGGCAUGCCUGGCACCAGAAAUAAUAUCAUGAUUAUUGUAGGUGUGAUAACCUUCGUGGCAGCUUUGGCUACGGUACCUAUCGUCAAGAUAGCAGGGAAGAGAAAACUAUCCAUAACGGCUAUGCUUGGUUGUGCUAUUAGUACUACAGGACUAGCUAUAUAUGCAAGGGCUAAUCUGGAUCCUUCAGUAUCUUCGUACGAUUCCAGUACCUUCCCAACCGAAAUCAGUCAUGUACCUGAAGUGCUGUUCUUUCUGUUGGUAAUAUUUAAUGGACUCGGUAUUCCUUGGGUGUUACUUGGGGAAGUAUUUCCAUUCAGGAGCCGUACAACUUCGCAGGGCAUAGCUGCAGCUGCCAAUUACGUCAUAAACUUCCUCGCCGCAAAGACCUUCAUUGACUUGGAGAGUGGCCUGGGCUUGUGGGGAGCCCUGGUCGUCUACUCCAUGUUCGGUUACUUGGGCUUCUUAUACCUAUACUUCUUCCUUCCUGAGACUGAAGGCAAAACGCUGAUGGAAAUUGAAUCUUAUUACAAUGGAAAAAUGAGGACUUUCGCUGAUGAUCCGUUCAUUAGAUUGUUCAGAAAAUCUGACUGAUUUGUAAAUAUUUGUUGAGAAGUUAUAUAUUACGAUUUGCAUUUAUGUUAUAUUAGGGAUCAGACUGUUGACUUAUUUUCACUCCUUACUAUGUUAUUAACAUAACAUAAUGCUGUUACUUUUAUUUAUUUUCUUUUCUUAUCAAUAGCAUUUAUUUUGAUGCUUUAUUUACUUAUCAUCAUCUAUUUCUCAAUUGUUUUUUAUUUGUCCAAAAUUUAUCAAGGCUUUAUGUACUAUAUGUAUAAUGGAUGAUGAUGCCUUUUGUAAUAAUAUUUCAGAAUAUACCUAGGUACUUACGAUGAUUGUUAUCUCCUUGAAAAACAAGUCUUAUAAAUAUAAGUUAUUUUAAUAUAAUUAGAUAUAAGUAUUUAUUAAACCAUUUGUACAAUCACAAUUUCAAUGAACAAUGAUGUACGAGUAUUUUA